Gryllus bimaculatus (two-spotted cricket) is the source of this 2909-nucleotide messenger RNA. NCBI's taxonomy places the organism in Eukaryota, Metazoa, Arthropoda, Insecta, Orthoptera, Gryllidae. The record is from the annotation of a GenBank genome assembly.
AUGGCCCGCGCUGCCGUUGCCGUUCGCUGCUUCUCGCGCUUCUUACCUGGCGCGGGCGCCCGCGCGCAGGGCGCCCCUGCCUCCGAUGCCGCCGACGCGGCCCCCGCUGACCCCCCCGAGCCGCUCGUCAUUGUGCAGGCGCUGCGCCCGGCCGGCCUGCGCAUCGCCGUCCAAGAUCGACCCGGAACUGAGUUGGUGCUUUUCCAAGCAAACGUCAACCUGCCCAUCGACGAAGGGACGCAGCGGGGCCAGCUGUCCGGAAACGUCUUGGAGCCCGCCGACGGCUUCUGGACGCUGCAUCUGCCGGAGCCAGUCAUCAAAGUCGGCGACGUCAUCUUCUAUUGGAUACAUGUGCGCGUCAAUAAGCACGGAUAUACCUACCCGACGAAAAUCGCAAAAAUCACUGCUCGUCAGGAUGAAAGUUGCCUUCCAUCUAUAACAACUUUCAAUGGGAAAACAGCUUGCAAAGGCCAACUUAUAGCGGAAGAAAACUUCAAUUCCUUGGAGUCAUCGACCUGGGAACACACUAUACAGUUUCCCAACAUUCAUAACCCAUACUUCAGCAUUUACACAGCUUCACUAGAAAACAGUUUUGCAGAAAAUGGAAUACUGCAUCUUCGACCUUCACAAGUUCCCGAUGAUAUAGUUAAUGGAGCUCUCACUUUAGAGGGGUGCACGGGUCAGCGGGACACGCGUGACUGCUCGCGGCGCGCCGCCGCCUGGGACGUGCUGCCGGCCGUGUACUCCGCGUGGCUGCGCUCGCGCGACGCCUUCCGCUUCGGCCGCGUCGAGCGGGCGGACGCGGCGCUGGAGGAGGGCGUGCAGGAGACGGCGCGCGUCAGCCUGGCCUUCCUGCGCGGCAACGCCAACCUCACCUGGGACAACGGCACGGCCAUCGGCGCCUCGCGCCUCUCGCCCGGCGUCGUGCUGGGCUACUGCUACCGCAAGCUGGCGCUCGGCAUGGAGUGCGACGUGGAGGGCGACGGCCUCUGGACGGACGACUUCCACGUGUUCGGCGUCACCUGGUCCCCCGAGGAGAUAGUAUUCGGCAUGGAUGGCCACGAGAUUUACACUCUGCGGCCACCCGACGAAGGAUUCACCUUGCUGCCGUUUUUUGAAGACUGUCCCCGCCACGCGCGAGGGAAAAUUGCACCUCUUGACCAAGAAAUGUACCUGAAUAUUGCACUCCAUGUCGGAGGCUCCCACGAGUUCCCGUCCGGCGUAACCUCAAGAGGGCUUCCUAAGCCAUGGAAUGAUAAAGACCCUAAGGCUAACCUCAAUUUCUGGAAAGAGAAGAACCAAUGGUUGCCAACAUGGUCGCUUCAGAAAUCAGAAAUGAAGAUCGACUGGAUAAGAAUAUGGGCUCUCUAGCCACCUCUUUUCAUGUAGUACUAGGCGAGUCGUUGACAUGUUGUAAGUUCCGCGACUGCGGUUUGCCAAUAAAGUGCCUUGUAAACAAUCCUCCUCCUUGAGCGCUGUAAAUGAACUGGCACGGGCGAGGGGCCGGCGGAGGGACGGCCGAGCGUAAUUACUCGGUUUGAUGGCAAACAAGCCGCCCCCAAAUGGUGUUUCCGGAGGCCAUUAACUGCGGGACAGCCCGCAGACCCGUCCUCACUCGAGGACCCAACAGAUGGAGGACUGCUUACUACUUCUGUGAGAACACGGCACGACCUCUAUUUGCUGAAUGUACAGGCAGCUUCGAUUAACGUUACGGUCUCAAGGGAUGUCUCCUUAAAAGAAAAUUUUAAUCUGAAAAUUGUGGUAAAAAGUUUUAUAUUUUAUUUCGAAAAUUAUGACAUCAACAUGGCAUUAAAUAACUUACAAAUAUGACAUUACGUUAAAAAAACGUUUUUGUGCUCUUGGCUUGCAUAUAGUUUUUUCAUGUUUGAAUAAAAAUAUCGUAAUGUUGCUCAUUUACAUGCAUUGUUAUUUGAUGUUCCUUAAUUCUUAGUUUAAUUACAUUAAAAUAGAACAUUAAUAUAUCAAUUAAUAGGCACGUUUCGUAUUACGUUUUGUAUUUAAGUUUUGUAUUACCUAACAAACAUCAUACUUUCGAAAAGAAAUUUGAUUAUUUUAAUUGUUACUUUAAUUAACUUUUUAAACGAAAUGAUAUUUUGUAGAUUUUUUACAGCAUUUAUAGUUGAAUUCCCACAAUCCAUUAUUGAUUUCACUAAAAGAAUCCAUUCCUAGAAAGACUCUGAUAACAGUUGGAGGCUCGCAAUGACGAUGGAAGAGAAACUCUCAGUGUUUGACUCUGGGUGUCGGUCAUGCUUCAUUAUUCGCCAGCUGAGGUGCUCCAGUUCGUACAGGACGAAAUUCAUGGAAAUACAUCAUGCAGCAAGAUUUGAGGUUUACACAUUUUUCAGAAUGCAUCAUGAACUUAUCACAAAAAGGAAUUGAAUUUUCAAGUGCUCUGAUCAUGUUUUUAUAGUUGAAAUAUCUCCUCAACAUCAUUCUCAUGAGGUACAAUGUAAUAAACAUAACUAAUAUAUUUCUUACUUAAAUUAUGUUUACUUUAAUGGACCAUUUAUGUUGAAGACUAUCAAAAAUAACAAAUAUACUACGAGAAAACUAUAAAUAGAAUACCAAUGUUACCUACUUCGUUUCAUCGCAGUCGUUUUCAUUUGCUAUGUACCAACCUUUUUACAAGUGUUAGGUUCAUUUCCACUGUAUCAGAUUUGAAAGUUUAAAAAAAGUUGCUUUUUUGAGAUAAUCUUUGAGAAACCAUGAUAAAUUCAAAUUUCAACAGAUGCAAGACCCGUUAGAAUUUUUCAUUUUAAUUAUUAUGGAUCAGCGGUAUUGUUCAUAAUUGUACACAAUUUCUGUCAUUCGAAUCUAUAUUGGAGUCAGUCUUUGUGAUCAGGUACUGUUUAAAGUCAAUUAUUUUCACUUUGCCUAAAGGAAAAUAA